This is a messenger RNA of Linum trigynum, 4914 nucleotides long. Lineage: Eukaryota; Viridiplantae; Streptophyta; Magnoliopsida; Malpighiales; Linaceae. The record is from the annotation of a GenBank genome assembly.
AACGACAUAUGAGUGAAAACAAAACAACAUGCAAUUCUAUAUAUGAUCUUUCAUGAAAAUUAGUAUUAAAUUGUGACUUCUCAUUAAAUAAUCAUUAUUUGUACUUCUCGUCUGAUUAAUACUUAAGGACUCCGUUUAUUAAAAAAAAUCAUUAUUUGUUGUGAGCAUAAUAUUCACUCCGUUUCUCAUAAUAUCGGUUUUGGCCGGCAGAUCAAAUUGCUAUCGGCCGCUGGCCGGCCGUGGUGAAUUGUUAAAAGAAUAAUUAGGGUAGGAAAUUGAACCAUCAUAAAAUAUAUAUUAGUCGUUGAAUUUUGAUCUCUCUAACGUUUUGCUUUGUAGUUUUUUGAAAGGGUAGUUUUUGUUAUUUACAGAUAAAUAGUCUAAAGUUUGUUUGAAUGAUAUGAAUUAUGAGAUAUAUUUGGAGAAUGAGAAAUAGUAAUAAAAAAUAUAUAUUGGCGGUUACCGGCAACAUUGAUGUAAUUGUCUUUCGUAUCCAAGAACUUAACUUGAUGAAUAUGACCUCGACAUUGUCGCUAAAAUCUCGUACGAGUUCAACUAUUUUCCUUCCGAAUCUCUCACUUUCUAACCAAGCUAAUUACUUACAAUUUUUUCAACAACAUCUAACAAUUGACUUACCAUAAUGUACUAUAAGUCUGAAGUCUUGUUUAGUCCGACAAAUUCUGUUAAAGAGUGCUAUAAGAUCCAGCAUAACCUUCCCCCAACAAUUUGAGUUAUUGAAAUCAACUGGUUCAUGACAUGGUAUCAGAGUUGGUUUCGCCAAGUGGUCGUGUGUUCGAAUCUUCAGAACCCCAAUACUAACAGUUGAUUAAAAGCACAUGGUUUCUCACAGCUGUUUUUUCCCGCUCUCAUUUUAUAAUCUAACGACCUAAUUAAUAUAUGAUUCCCGCUAAAUCCAAGCAUAUAUAUACAUAUGCUGAGUCAAUCAUAUUGUCACUAUGCUUUUGGCUUCCAAAGUUCUGAAAAUCUAUUGACUUUGGUUUCAUAUAAAUCCUUAGAACACAAUCAAUCCCCUGAAGCAAACCCAUUCCACACCAAAAAUAUGGCUGAUUUCCAACCCACAUUCUGCCUCUCCUUACUGUCACUCCUCCUUCUGCUGCCGGCGUCCAAAGUCAACUCCCAGCAGCUGCACGGCAACAUUUCACUAGGCUCGUCUCUGGCCGCCGGCGCAUCCCAAGACUACUGGCUCUCCCCGUCCGGCGAGUUCGCUUUCGGGUUCCAACAAGUCGCCGCCGGCAGGGGCAACACCUUCCUCCUCUCCAUUUGGUUCAACAAGAUCCCGCAGCGAACCGUCGUGUGGUCCGCCAACCGGAACGAGUUGGUCCCCGAAGGUUCGACCAUCAAGCUGACCAAGGACGGGAACUUGAUCCUGGCCGACCCGUCGGGUCGGCUGGUCUGGAACCCGAACUCGGUUGGGUCCGGAGUUUCCUACGGCGCUUUGCUGGACACGGGGAAUUUCGUGCUGGCCGGUCGGAACUCGGCCGUUUUGUGGGGCAGCUUCGAUCAGCCCACUGACACAAUAUUACCGAUGCAAACUCUGGUGAGAGGUACCGAGCUAAUAUCCAAGUACUCCACGUCGAACUACUCGACCGGAAGAUUCAAGAUCGAGUUUCAAACCGACGGCAACCUGGUUUUCUACACGACCCACUACCCGCAACAGGGCAGCAAUUACGCUUACUACGCCAGCUCGACCUUCACCGCCGACAAGGUGUCCUACAACCAAUCUGGCUCACUGUCCAUAACCUACACCAACGGGACAAUACUCGGAAACGUGUUCAAUAGUAGGGAAUCAACAAAGGAUUUCUACCAGAGGGUAACAAUUGAUUCUGAUGGCGUCGUGAGACAAUACGUUUACCCCAAGAGAAAUAACAACAACGGUACAAACAUGUCACGAUGGCCUAUGGAGUGGACCGUUUCGGAUUUCCAGCCGUCGAACAUAUGCACCGGAAUCAGAGGAGUCAUAGGCAAUGGCGCUUGUGGGCUCAACAGUUACUGUCGGAUGGAGAGUGGCAUGUUCCCUAGAUGUGACUGCCCACAAGGGUACGUUUUUAAGGAUCCACUGGAUCAGAGCAGUGGUUGUGUGAGGAAUUUUGCUCCUCAGGAUUGUCUUGUGAAGGAGGGUAGUCGUGACGAUGGCGACCAGUUCGAUCUCGUGGAGAUGGUCAAUACCGAUUUCCCGAAUGGGGACUACCAGAUUCUGGUGUCGGUUUCGGAGGACACGUGUCGUGGGGCGUGCUUGAGUGAUUGUCUUUGCGACGCCGCGCUUUACAGAGGUGGAACCUGCUUUAAGAAGAGGAUGCCAAUGUCGAAUGGGAACGUGGACCUAUCGAAUGGAGGGAAAACUCUGUUCAAAGUCAGGAGGCAGAAUUCCACUUCCACUACGAAGAAGAAAGAUCAUCAACCGCUUCUUAACGCGACCGUUGGAUGGUUUCUCUUAGGCAGUUCAAUUUUCGUUAACAUCAUCUUUGUCUUAGCUAGUUGUCCAUGGAGGAAGAAUCCCCUAAAUAGCAAAGUUGGUGAAACCCUAGAUCAAGGAGGUUUAUCUUCGAACCUUCGGAGAUUUGCAUACAAAGAGAUGGAAGCAGCAACAGGAGGGUUCAAGCAAGUUCUUGGUAGUGGCUCUUCGGGCACGGUUUACAAAGGUGUCAUCAACGAUCACAACUCGGAAAAAUUAGUUGCAAUCAAGGUGCUCGACAAAGUUCAUGUGAUGGAAGGCCAUGAUGUCCGUGAGUUCGCCACGGAGGUGACCAUAAUCGGCGAAACGAACCACAAGAACUUGACGAGACUCGUGGGGUUCUGCAACGAAGGGCAGCAUCGGGUUCUGGUUUACGAGUUCAUGAGCAAUGGUUCUUUAGCCGAUUACUUGUUCGGAGGAGGAGGUGAAACGAGGCCUAAUUGGUAUACGAGGACCCAAAUAGCUUAUUCGGUUGCUCGAGGGCUCGUUUACCUUCACGAGGAAUGCAACACUCCGAUAAUCCACUGCGAUAUCAAGCCACAGAACAUCCUCCUGGAUUGCUCGAUGACAGCCAGGAUCUCGGAUUUCGGCCUUUCGAAACUCAUGAAGGCGAAUCAGACCCGAACCACAACAGCAAUUCGCGGGACCAAAGGGUACCUGGCGCCGGAGUGGUUUAGGAACGUGCCCGUGACGCCUAAGGUCGAUGUGCACAGCUUCGGAAUCGUGCUCUUGGAGCUUGUUUGUUGUAGGAAGAACUUCAUGAUGGAAGUCGAGAAGGAAGAGGAGAUGGUGCUCGUGGAUUGGGCUUACGAUUGCUAUAGCAAAGGGAAAUUGCAUAAGCUGGUUGGGGAUGACAAAGACGCAAUGGAGGAUUUGGUGAGAGUUGAGCGGCUGGUGAAGGUUUCGAUCUGGUGUAUUCAGGAGGAUCCAUCGUUGAGACCUAGCAUGAAGAAAGUUGUUCACAUGCUGGAAGGAGCUGUCCUUGUUUCAGAACCGCCCGAUCCUAACUCCUUCAUGAGUGCCAUAUGAAAUAUGCAACUCUUUUUUCAUCUCUCAUUCUUUAGAAGCUUGAAAUUUCUCUUUUGGGUGUGUUUGUUUGAGAGCUAAUGAUGUACAUAUGUAGUAAUAACUAUUGGGUAGUGCUAAUUCUAAGAUAGAUUAUUGGUUCAUUUUAAAGUCAUAUUCAAGUUGCUUUCUCCCUAUUGAGCAAGUCUUCAUGUACCAAGGCACUGUUGACUGUUUUGAUUUCAGCUCAUUUUUUCUCAAAUCAGUGUAGUUGAUUAUGCAUUUCAUUUGUCUAGUGUGCUUACUUCCUCUAUAUUAGGUUAGUGUGCUCUUUUCUUGAAGCUAAUAUUGCAAUUAUUUUCAAACUUUCGGUUAUCAUCAUAUGGUUCAUGUGUCGAACUUGUUUUGUGCUUCUACGUAUUCUGUCAACAGGGUCUUCAUCAUUUGAUUGAUUAGCGCACACUUAGAACUUAAUAAUCUUUUUUCUACGAGAAAUUUAGUUAUACCAACAACUAAAUACAUGAAGUAAUGAAAAAUUAUAAAGCUACAUGUUUUUAUUAAAUUUGGGAAUGAAUAAUAAUAAGAUACUGCUCUAGGGUUUGAUUUGGACAGGCAGAUUUAAAUGAAUAUGAUUAUAGUUUUCAUCGGCAAUAAACUGUUUAAUUAGCAAACAUUAUCGCCCUCGUCUCUUUCUUCCUAAGCUCUAUUCCCAUUCGGCAGAUUCUUCUCUCCUCUGUCUCCGUCCACUCUUUCUGGCCGGCCGAAGCUGAUUAAGCUAGCUACAAAGUCAUAUUACAAAAGUCUUGUUUAUGUACAAUUAAGUUUGGACCAAAUGAUCAUCAUAGCAAAAUAACAUUUUAAUUUCUCUUUCCACCCAAUAACAUUCUAACAUAAACAAAUUGUGUCUUACAUAUUUGAAUUUCUUUUCAUAAAUAAUCUCUCAUAUUCAAAGGAUGGGAGACUUUGUUUGUUCAGUGAAGUCGUGAUUUCGGUGGCAGACCUAUCUCAACUUUUGUAUUAUGGUAAUUACAAGCAAUAUUUUCAACAACAUUUAAGAAUCAAUUUAACCCUAAGCUAUACAACAAGUCAUCGCAGUUUCUAGCUCGAAAAUUGUGUUCAUGAUUAACACUUCAAGUCGGUGUUUUGGAUUUAUUUUGAAAGAUCUAAAGCAAAUAAGAUAUUAUUUACUAUUGAAUAUCUUCUAAUAGCUUGAUUUAUUGGAACGAUCUAAUAGAUUCAUUUUUUGAUCCAACAAGAAAGUAAAUCAAAUUGACCUCGUAUAUCCUUCAAGCUAAAGCAUAAACAAAAAGAUCGAACAAACAAAGAGUAAGUUGAGAUUCGAACUCACAAUCUCGAAGUUGCAGUAUACUCUCUCAAACACUAGGACAAAACAAUAUUUUCGACUUUGAAUUUGUUAAGAAAAUAAUAUAAUCACU